This is a messenger RNA of Prunus mume (Japanese apricot), 837 nucleotides long. RefSeq lists its product as uncharacterized. The record is from RefSeq and is a predicted model, not a curated record. Gene Ontology annotation, molecular function: acid phosphatase activity. Lineage: Eukaryota; Viridiplantae; Streptophyta; Magnoliopsida; Rosales; Rosaceae.
GCCCCAAUCUCGGCGACCCACGUAGAGUGAGAGAGAGAGAGAGAGAGAGAGAGAGAGACAACUAUGGGAGACGAUGAGAAAGUGAAGAACGAGGCUCUCCAGAUAAUCGGGCAACACCAGAACUUGCCCACUCUUGUCGUCUUCGAUCUCGAUUACACUCUCUGGCCCUUUUAUUGCGAGUGCUGCGAUGAGGAUGAAAUGCCAUAUCUCUAUCCACAGGCCUCAGCCAUAUUAUAUGCUCUCAAAGACAAGGCCAUUUCCAUGGCUGUUGCUUCAAGGUCUCCAACUCCUGAUAUAGCCAAAUCAUUCCUUCAAACAUUGGGCAUCCACUCCUUGUUUGUGACCCAGGAGAUUUUCUCCAGUUGGACUCACAAAACAGAGCAUAUUCAAAGAAUUCAUGCAACCACUGGGGUGCCAUUUAGCUCAAUGCUUUUCUUUGAUGAUGAGGAUAGGAAUAUUCAAACGGUAUCCAAAAUGGGUGUGACAAGCACUUUAGUUCGUAAUGGGGUGAACCUUGGAGCUUUGAGGCAGGGAUUGUUGGAAUUCUCUCGAAAGUCAGCUUCAUCUAGCCGGAGGUAGUUGAGUUAGUUUGCCCCCCAUUUCGGAACUGUAAUGCUUAGUGGCAUAUGUAGUUGCUAUUGUUAAUACUUCAUACGAAUGAGAAUGUGAUGUAUUGUAGCUCAAAUACGAAGUUUAUACAUGCUUGUGUACCACCAAAUGUAACUAUCAUUCAUAGUACUUCAGAUACAUUCAACUCAUUGACUUGUCAUUGGCUAAAUGGUACCAGAUUCUUAUACAGUAUGUUGGAAGAAUUCAUUUAUGUUAUCUGCUUUGAAA